AAAAGAUUUUGAAGCAAAAUACGGUUACAACAAAGUAAAAUAAUUUAUAUAUUAUUAAAUAAAAUGGUACUUCUUGGAGACGAAUUCCCAAAUUUUAAAGCAAAUACAACAAUUGGUGAAAUUCAAUUCCAUGAUUGGCUAGAUAAAAAAUGGGCAAUUUUCUUUUCACAUCCCAGUGAUUACACUCCAGUUUGUACAACUGAAUUGGCUGAAGUUGUAAAUUUAAUGCCAGAAUUUGAGAAACGAAAUUUUAAAGUGAUAGCAUUAUCUUGCGAUUCAGUUGCAAGUCACCUUGGUUGGAUUGAAGAUAUCAAAUCGUACGCAAAAUGUUACAGCGAAGGAUUUCCGUAUCCGAUAAUCGCAGAUGAAAACCGUGAACUAGCUGUACAAUUAGGAAUGAUCGAUCCUUUGGAAAAAGACAAGGAUGGAUUACCAUUAACUGCACGGGCUGUUUUUAUUAUUGAUCCCGAGGCUAAAAUGCGUUUAUCUAUUUUGUACCCGGCAACAACUGGAAGAAAUUUUAGAGAAGUGUUACGUGUUAUGGAUUCUUUAACACUAACUGAGAAAUAUCCUGUUGCUACUCCAGUUAAUUGGAAGCCGGGUGAUAAUGUAAUGAUACUUCCUACAUUAUCUGAAGAAGACGCUCCAUCUUUCUUUGCUAAUAUUUCGACUAUUGCGUUGCCUUCGGAAAAAAAAUACUUGCGUAUGACAAACUGUGAUGGAUUAGUACCAUAAUUUUUAAUCUGUUUUCAAUUUACAUGGCAUUUAUUAUACUUAAGAAUACUUAAUAAAAUUAAUUUUCCAAAGAA
Molecule: messenger RNA, 809 nt
Organism: Chrysoperla carnea
Lineage: Eukaryota; Metazoa; Arthropoda; Insecta; Neuroptera; Chrysopidae
Gene: Prx6a
Product: peroxiredoxin-6
Exons: 3
Coding region: 64-735 (223 amino acids)
Biological process (GO): cellular oxidant detoxification; cell redox homeostasis
Cellular component (GO): cytosol; mitochondrion
Molecular function (GO): peroxiredoxin activity
Source: RefSeq, a predicted model, not a curated record